UUUUAUUUACUUGUCCUGCUCUCCUAAACAUGUUUUUCGUCUUUUGCUUUGAUAAUUUUUAAUCAUUUUGAUAGUCACUCCCAAUGGAAAAAGCAAUUUACAACAUCGACAUUGAAUUGGAUGCAUCAUUGUAUAAGGUAGAUAACAAAGGAAAAUUAUUUAUCAAAAAGUUAAAAGUAUAUUGUUUAGUUUGAGAGAGUAUUACUCGGUUGACCAAUACUAUCCUUUUUAUUUCCCCUCUCAUACUCAUUUUUAUUUAUUUAUUUUUUAACUUCUUCAUUUCGAAGGUUCAUUGUCCCCGCCUAUAAAAAUAUUGAUUAAAUAUAAAUAAGUUACAGAUAAAAAAAUUACAAUGGGGCUUACAUGAUUUCAUUCUGCAACACCGCAACGUUAAAAUACCAGUAAAACUUGAAUUGAGUGAUUAUUAUUCUUAGGUUACUAAUGUCCUUGAUCCUUCAAUUUAUUCUUAUUCGUUGGUAUUAGCACAGGCCUUCUUGCAGAUAAUCAAUAAAUAAUUCAACUUUUAAUGGUGGUAAGUUUAAUAUACAGUAUGAACAAAUAUUGAAUUAUAGAUACAUUAAUUUCUUUAAUGGUAUGUUAUUAUGAUGAAUUUUACAUGAAAAAGCCAUUCAUAUUAUUGAUAUUUGCACAAGCAAGCCAAUUUUGCAAUAAUGCAAACUAUAAACUAUACGCUAAAACGUGCUGGUGGUAUAAUUAAAUUGUACUCGCUAUGUUACCAUUUUCAUACAAACCGACAGUCGUUGAGUACCAUAGUGAACGAGUGCAUUAUCAGAUCUUUAUAAGAAGAAGCAACUGUAUAUUCACACUUGGGAAAAUGUUCUUGAUUUCCUUCCUUCUGACUUUCUCUGCAUCUGGUGCAAUAAUCACAUCAAAUGUUGAAUCAGCAACUCAUGACCUGUCCAUGUCCAGAGCUAAUGGACCACUGCUGUCGAGUCAUUCACUACAUCAUUCAUCAGUAAGGGGUUUGACAGAUUGUGUACAACUCUGUUUGCGUCACAUCAAGGAAUGUUCCUUUAUAGCUUACGAUAAAGACAGUCAAAUGUGUGACGUAUUCGCCAGUAAAUCUGAAUAUCAACUAGUUACACUAAUGUUCCCAACGAAAGUACUGCUGUACACGAGUCCGUAUCGCGACUGUACUGACGUCAAGCAACGACUGAGUGACUGUGAAAGUGGUGUUUACCAAAUUAAACCCUGCUCAUCGUGUGACGCGUUUCUCGCUUAUUGUGACAUGGACACUGAUGGUAAAGCUUGGACGGUAUUUCAGCGUCGACAAGAUGGCUCUGUAGAUUUCAACCAAGAUUGGCAAAAUCAUACGUCUGGAUUUGGUGAUUUGAGUGGCGAGUUUUGGCUGGGAAACAAUAAAAUCCACAAAAUCACGUCGUCAGCAAAGUAUAAAUUUCGGAUAGAUAUGGUUACCCAUGAUGGCAACGCUUAUCACGUCACAUACGAGUCUAUUGAGAUUGGAAGUGAAGCUGAAAACUUCAGACUGGACAUAGGAGAGUACAUCGACACUAAGUCAACUGCCGUCGAAGGGCUUGACUACGAUGUGAACUCAUAUAACCGGUACAACAAUGGCAUGAGCUUCUCUACAAUUGACCGAGAUAACGAUUUUUUGAGCAGCGGUUCCUGCAGUAUUGAGUAUAAGUGCGGUUGGUGGUUCAACAUGUGUUACCGUUCUAACCUUAAUGGUGAAUAUAAAUCUGGAAUUAUCUGGGACCAUAGUAUAACCGGCCACUAUAUUUUACGAUUCUCAGAAAUGAAAAUGCGAAGAAUUGUCUGAGGACAAAGAAAAAUGUUUGAUUAUUAUGCCUUAAUUGUAUUUUAUUAUUUUUAUUUUAUAUUUGUAUGCUUUUGAAUCACGAUUUGUGAGCUGAUUGUAGAGUCCGCUAUUUUACACACAGUAUACGAUGAAUACAAAAAGCAAUUGCACUGUAUAGGUAUUUGCCCAUAACGGCAGAAUUCAAAAAAUUAUAUGUUUGUCAGAAAUGAAAGAGAUGAAUUUACCAAGAAUCCCAUUUAUCAUAUUUUUUCUAGCAUCGUAUAGGCUUCUAAAUUAUGCUUUGUCAGUUUUCAUUAAAGUUUCCGUCAUUAAUAGUUCAGCAGAAAGUAGUAUAGUGCCAUCGGAUUUGAAUCCCAUGUGUGGACAAUUGUAGAAUGUGUUUGUAUAUAAACUCAAUGACGGAUGUGUUUCCCGAUACCAGCUACUGUACUAUCAUGUAACUAUUUAUUUAUUAUAAUUGCUCAACACUUUUAAUGUGAAAAUACACAACAGUGUAUACCAAAAUCAAAUGAAUUUUGAAUCAAAUGAGAAAUUGUGUGAGUUCUGUUGGUAGGGAUUUGCCGCAGUGAUGCCAAUUUAGCCUAAGCAACCAAUACCCUGCCAAUGGUAUUGUUGACAUUAAAAAAUAUAUAUAUUUUUGUCAAUAAAACAGAACUAAA
Molecule: messenger RNA, 2460 nt
Organism: Anneissia japonica
Lineage: Eukaryota; Metazoa; Echinodermata; Crinoidea; Comatulida; Comatulidae
Product: fibrinogen-like protein A
Exons: 4
Coding region: 731-1801 (356 amino acids)
Source: RefSeq, a predicted model, not a curated record